AUGGCGGGUUUCACCAUGUAUUUCGCUAGUAGUGCUACAUCUAUCAGCUCAACGUUAAUAUUGCCAGGCACCUUUGAUCUCUCUCUUUGGAGAACGAUUGACAACACAGUUUCUUUCAGAGUCUAUCAGUCUGUUAGACAAUCUGUGGUUUCCGCAAUCCGAGUCUGUGGGAAUGCUUCUCUUCGAGCAUUCAUCGGAAGAGCCCAGGAGGGUCCCGGCGAGGCAGAACAUGAGCUGUUAUCAUGUGUUUCAGAGACUACGGCCGAAUUAUUUAACAAUGGUGGCAUUUCUCGCGUCUUUGGGCGCCCUCGACUUCUGGAGGUAGUGGUCUGGAAGGACAAAGAUCCUGUAACUAAAGAAGACUGUUGGAAAACAGGGACUUUACGUGAUGCACUUCUACAAGGUUCAUGGACCGCAAACGAUGCAGGGCUGAAGCUCUUCGACAAGGACUACCCAUUACCGGAACUUGAAAUACCGAAUCUGUCCCUGAACAAGGGUAUUGCAAGGAGGAGCCAGGGUUGGUUCUACUGUGCUGCAGUUGUAGGGUUUGUGCUGCAGAUAGGAGUGCUUGCAUAUUCUGCGGUAACUGUUUUGAUAUAUCCGGAUCAGUUCCAAAAGGAUGAACAGCCGGUCGAGAGCUAUGCGCUCCCUCUCUUUCUCAUUGGAACUAUAUGCCUGUGUACGGGCAUGUUCCUAUGUGCCUUUAUUAUCGAACGCUCGUCGAAGGAAUUAUACUUCCGCUCUGUCAAGCCUAGCAAGAUUUACUGGUUGCAGCCCGGGGGACAGAACGUCGGAGACCAAGUAUUCGACUCAUUUCUUGCAGCCAACGAAGGAUCUAGUUCCCAACUGGAUGAAGGUCUCGUCUAUAUAAAAGCCCACCUUGCGAAACUCACUUCUGGUACCGACCGGCUCCACGCUUUGGCUUGGGAUGAGAUGCCUAUCCGGCAGGUUGCUCGAAACUUAGCCCAAACGAUUGAGGCCACGAUGGACUUAAUAUCAACCUGGCAGCACGCGACGAAGGAUAUGGACAGCUUCGAGCUUGAUUUUGUGUGUCAAUCUCAUCACAAGUUUAUUGCCCCUAAAUUAGAAAGCUACACGAUCAACCUCGCAAGAUCAGACGAUACACUACAGUGGCGAGUUCAGGAACACGAAUUAGAGGCAGUGUUGGGGCUAUGGACAUGGUCACUGUUGAAUUCCAGCCCGGAGUGGCUGCACAACGGACUUGGUAGGCUUGUAGGACUAAGUGAGUCCGAGGCCAGAGCAGAAGACACUGAUCUUUACUUCCAUAAAUGGAUCUUCCGGCAGAGAGAAGCAAGGAUGGUUUCGACCAAAAUGGUCUGUUUACCCCAAUGUAUGUUUGGGUUUUAUUCAGGCCAUUAUCCCAACGAUAAAGAGAUUCUGGUUGUGAAGACUGAAAAUCACCUUGAAACCAUGGCCGCUCAAGACAUCUACGUUCAAUUUAUCAGAAACAUUUUGCAGAAUUUGGGAGAAUUUUGCGGUGACACCAACGUGGUUUCCGGCUCGAGGGACGGGUACAUUGCUCAUAAUAACCGCCUCGACGACCUUGUGGAUUGCUUCGAAACUAGCAAAUUAGGCUCACGAGAAGAUGCACUGUUGUGCAUAGUUCCUGUGCUAAGACAUCGAGGUCUUCUACCAAUGCUUUCCGGAGGCUCAUGUGUUGUCAAAAGUCGGAUCAAGGAGCUUACAGCCAGCAGCAACUGGGUAGAGGCGUUUUCAAUACUGUGGUGGCUUUGUGAAUGUAGUGAAGGAGAGGAGUUCGAACAUUCUGUCUUCGAACUCGGCUGCCUUUGUCGUCGUGCAAUGCUACAAACAGACCCAAAUAUACAGGCAGAAGGUUACAAAUACGCAUAUCGUCUCAUAGAGAAUGAUCCAAGGACAGGAUUUAUCAGAAGCCUAAGGGAUAGUCGCCCCACGGGCUGGAUGGACGCAGACCAGCGACCGGAGCAGUGGAAAGCAUUUUCCCUCCAAUUAGGGUGGGUGAUUUGGCACAUCAUCCAAAGAAAUAAAAAUCGUCAAGGCAUUCAAAGUUCCUUGGAAUCUCUUGGUAUUGAUGGGAGCUCGGUGCCUAUAGGAAAGGCCAAUGGCGAUGAGAUUCAGGGCACGAAGGGUGAGCAAGCCGUACUUCAUUGGUUAACGAACAAUGACGAGGGGCUUUACAAUCGGGAGCUUCUUUCCAUAGACGAUCGUCUAGCUCUGGAUUGGUUGUGCCAGAAUAGGUACCACGCGCUUUUGGAUUGGCUCGUUGCGAGAUGGGUUGAGUUGGAAGAACGAUGCCCAGGGUUCCUCUACCACAUCAUCAUAUGGGCCGUCGAGGGCAGAUAUCGAGUAGCGAUAGAUGCACUUCGCCGGCACGAUGUGAGCAUCGACAUGCAGAAUCCUAAAGGCGGCUCAACCCCCCUGAUCGACAAGAUUAUCGAGGGUGAUCGAAAGGCAAUUCAGGAGCUGCUCGACACCGGCGCUGAUGUGAACGGAAGUCAUUCCGGUGGAGGAACACCGCUAUCAGCUGCCAGUCAUAAAGGAGAUUUGGAAACGGUUUCCCUGCUCUUGCACAAAGGUGCCAAGGUCAACAUUCAAGACAGCGACGGAUUCAGCCCUCUGAUAUGUGCUAUAGUAGGGGAUCAUGUCGACAUUGUUCGGGUUCUCUUUAAGCACGGUGCUAAUGCUAACCUGGGUAGCUUCGGCGGAAGUACACCUUUGAUGGCUGCGGCAGCAGAUAACCGUGUGGAAAUUCUGGGACUCCUGCUUGCUCGGGGAGCUGAGGUAGACGUGGAAAGCAGUGAUGGUUGUACUGCCCUCAUGCUAGCAGCUCGGAAUGGCAGCACAGAAGCUACGAGGCUUCUUUUAAGUCACGGUGCCAAUGUCCAUAAACGCACGCUAGGUGGUGAAACGGCUCUCGAUUGGGCACGAGAAUUCGAUCAUAUUGCAAGCGACUGCAUACCGUUACUCAAGUCAGCAAUGACUAAGAGAUCAUGA
Messenger RNA from Aspergillus caelatus, 2994 nucleotides. Its product is annotated as ankyrin repeat domain-containing protein. NCBI's taxonomy places the organism in Eukaryota, Fungi, Ascomycota, Eurotiomycetes, Eurotiales, Aspergillaceae. Gene Ontology annotation, molecular function: protein binding. The transcript is spliced from 5 exons. The record is from RefSeq and is a predicted model, not a curated record. The coding region runs from base 1 to 2994 and encodes 997 amino acids. Gene Ontology annotation, cellular component: nucleus. Gene Ontology annotation, biological process: regulation of apoptotic process.